AUGGGUGCUCAGGCCCAGCCCCUGAGCCAGCCCCUGUGGACAUCUCUGUUCCAGAUGCUUCCACAUCCUGCACAGAGGAGCAGCUCCAAGCAGUCUCCAUCUCCCCGAGGGCAAGAGAGGAGGUUUGGACUCACUGAAGCAUCAGAGAAGAGGCCUAGAGAACUUGGGACCCAGGAGCAGAAGCCCCCAGCAGGACCAGGGAAGCAGUCAUCUUGGACAGCCCUGGAAGGGCUUGGGGGACUGCACGUAAGCUACUCUGGAGCCAUUCUCAGAGGGCUGCAGCAGCUGGGGACAGAGACCAAGGACCAGCUAGGGACAUGGAAGAACCCAGGGACUGAAAGCGGCCAGGAGAUGAGGGACGUUGGCAAGAAGGUGGCACUGGGCCAUGUGCAGAAGUCAAUGCAGGAAUCUGGGGUGACUGCAGGGACCCCGAGCCCCGGGACCCUGUUCCAGGGGUUCAUGAAGUGCCUGCUAGAGGUGGAAGAAGAGGAGGCCACCCACCGGAAAGCCUCGAAGGCCCGGGCUCUGGCAGCCCGGAGGUCCUCUAGGACUCCCACGACUGUGCCCUUAUCAGUGUCUAUCAGCAACUCAGCCCCAGCCUCACCUCUGACCCUGAAUCAGCCUUCCAUCUUGGCCUCGGCUACCAUCCCAACGUGGACCCAGCAAUCAGUUCCAACCUCUGCCCCCAUGGCAGCCACAGCCACCGGGUCAGAGCCUGGCCCAGUCCUGCUGACCCCCAACCCGGAGCUAGCCUGGAGAUGGCCAGACCCCAUGCCCCACAACGAGAGGAACUACCCUAAGGCAUGGCAGGAGAUGGAAGAGCGUGGCCUCCGGUGGUGCCAGAACUGGGAGGAGCAGUUUGAGGAGCAGCUAACCACCAAGCAGGAGGAAGCCUUCCGCAGCUACUUCGACAUUUUCGACGGCCCUGGUGAGGUGGACGCAGAGAGCCUGAAGAACAUCCUGUUCCUUAUGGGCUUCACCCUGACACAGGCCCAGGUAGAGGACGCGCUGAUGAGUGCUGACGUCAAUGGAGAUGGUCACGUGGACUUCAAAGACUUCUUGGCUGUGAUGACGGAUACCAGGCGCUUCUUCUGUUCUGUGGAACACAAUCCCCCGACGGACACCGCCCCGCCGAACCCUCACACACUGCUUUUUGAGAUCCUGUCUCUGCUCGUGGAGAUGUUGGCCCUACCGGAGUCAGCCUUGGAGGAGAUCACAAACUACUACAAGAAGAAGUUGCAGGAAGGCAUCUGCAAGACUCGAGAGAUGGACUCAGCCACAGGCAGGAUCCGGUCGAAGAAGAAGCUUUUGUACAGUCCCCAGCAGGCAGACAGCUUUGAAGUCCCUGAACGAAGGGUGCUCAGGAUCCUGAGCCGGCUAAAGCAGCAGAACUAUGCUGCUAACCUGCAGAGCCCCUAUGCCCAGGUACCCUGCAUCCCACUCUGCCCUCGAAUGGACAAGAAGAUGGUCCGUCGGAAGCUAGGCAAUCACUUCAUGCUGGGCCAGUGUGUCCCCACCAGCCUAGGCCCCGACCUCCGUAGCUUCUUAUUCCAGUCAGGACCCCAAGGAAGCAGGGAACACAGUUCUGACAGCCAAAAGUGGCUCUGCUCGGUGCAAGCCCGAACCCUCUUGACCCUUUUGGGUCUUCACCCUGGGAACUUCAAGGCCUGA
This is a messenger RNA of Dipodomys ordii (Ord's kangaroo rat), 1671 nucleotides long. RefSeq names its product spermatogenesis associated 21 (gene Spata21). Lineage: Eukaryota; Metazoa; Chordata; Mammalia; Rodentia; Heteromyidae. The transcript is spliced from 10 exons. The coding region runs from base 1 to 1671 and encodes 556 amino acids. Gene Ontology annotation, molecular function: calcium ion binding. The record is from RefSeq and is a predicted model, not a curated record.